AUGAAUCCUACACCAAAAAAUCCUGAGCGCGCCUUUGCUCUCCAGAAGUAUCUACUUCUACACUCACAACACGAUGCUAUUGUCAAACGCCUCAAUUCCUUACCUGGUUCUUCAACAAAUUCCCCUACUCAUUCCCCGAACGGCCAUCGAGGAUUCUCAAGAUCACCAUCAUCAGAGUCUGAGGAGAGCUUUGAUCUCUCGUCCGAGCCGCCUGUAGGAUUUCGACACCACCAUCGUGGAGGUAGCAUUCCGACAUCAAGAUUUCGACCACGUCCACAACUGAGAACCCGAAGAUCAUCACUCCCAACCGUCAUCGACGAAAGCAUUCUCCACGAGAUCGAGGAAGGUCAAUCGAGACUGAAGGACGUCAAUCAACAAAUCAAGACCACGUUGACGGAUCUGUUGAACUGUGAAAGCGUACGGAGUGAUAAUCGGUAUCGGAAGUGGGUGAUGGAGAAAUUGAUGGCCGCGGAGAAAGAGUUGAAGGAAAACAGGAGUCUAAGCUGUGAACGACGAAAGAGCGUGGACUUCAACGGCAUGGGAUUUUGA
Hymenoscyphus albidus is the source of this 549-nucleotide messenger RNA. Lineage: Eukaryota; Fungi; Ascomycota; Leotiomycetes; Helotiales; Helotiaceae. The record is from the annotation of a GenBank genome assembly.